AUCGAUCACCGUACACAUUUUUCAGUGUCUUGUAAACAUUCAUAUUUCCCGUGAUCAAUUCAUUGUUCUGUAAAACAUAAUCAAAACUCACGUGUAUAAGAUCUCAGAUAGAGAAUGAUCUUCAAACGCAAUGAAUUUAAGAGAAAUAUGAGUUUUGUAUUGUAUUUAUAGUAGGAACUGUUACAUGAAAAUAUUAUGAAUGAUUAAUGAAAAUGAUCUAUUAUUUAUACUAUAUUUCUUCUCUGACAAUCGAUAGUCGACGUACAAUAUUUUUCCACCAUAUGGCGUUCUCCUUAUGUUUUUGUUAGCAGUUGUAAGAAUUUAGCUCCUUGCUCAUUAUGUCACAUGUCUUUAUGCUUUCACUGCUGAAAAAGUUGUGAAAUUGUUUCUAUGCAAUCAAACAAGUAUUCUUAUAUUAUUGUUUCUUCUAACUGAUUCAAAUAUUUCACCAAAAUUAUUCUCGUUGCUUGUCUUCUCCUAUGUACCAUAUGUCUUCCCAUACAAUAUGUUGGCACUUUUUUCAGUGUUUAUAGACAAUGGAAGGAAGUUGAUUGGUGGUGGUUACCUCAUCCACCAGCCUUUUAGAUUGUGCUACAUGAAAAAUAUGAUGUAUUUGUGAAUUUGAAGAAGUUGCAGCAACUUAUACACGAUAUUACUAUGUUUUCCAGUAUCUUGUAAGCUCCCUAGUACUUAGGAUCAAUUUUCUGUAAUGUUUGAGUCACCCCUGAAUUCUGCCUACAUGAUUGUAAUUUAAGGAAGACGUAAUCUCCUAUUUCAAAAAUCCUCUUACUUUUUUUUUUUUGGUAAAAUAAAAUCCUCUUACUUUAUUGUUGAUUAGCUAACUGUUUGAUACAGUUUCAGUUCUUAAUAGGUGGAAACUGAGAAUUAACAACAUAUUCUCCAUUUCUUCCGGACACUUAACUACUACUUGUACUUUUGGUUCCUCGGAUAAAUAAGGAAGAUGUCUUGGUGGUAAUUGACCAGACAUUACCUCAUAAGGGUAAAUUAGUAAUGUUUGGAUUAUAAUAUUUUGUUGAUUUAUAAAUUUAUUAUUUACAAAAUUUUGUUUUUAGAUAUGUAUAUCUUGAAAUGUGUUUUAUGUAAGAAAAAAAAUAAAGUAUACAGUGAUUAAAUUUUCAUAUACAAUUUUCAUAUUGUUUUAUUCGAUUAUUAUGUGUAUAAAAUAUACGUACCUUAAACAUAGAUGUUUUUAUAUGUUAAAUGACUACAUCAAAUUUUUUGAAGUGUAUAAAAUUAAAAAUAGACUUCACUGUGAAUAAAAAUAAAAUAUUUUUGUUAUAUUUAGAUAAAUUUUAUAUUCAUUAAUUUAUAUUUAUAUUAGGAUCAUAUAUUUACUUAAGAUUUUUCAAAAUUAUCAUCUUAUUAUUUUAUUAAAUUGUGUCAUACAUUUCGUUAAUCCACUUUAAAAUUAAAUAAAUUUAAUAGUUUAUCGUGUUUAUUAAUUUAGUUAGAGCUGUCAAUUGGGUUAUCCCACGUUGAUUUAUGCAUAUCCAUUUGUGCAAGAAAUUUCUUGUUUGUGGACAAAGAAUGACUAUGUUCAUUAAAAACUAAAUCCACUAAUGCCAAUGUUAACAUGGGUUGCCCAUGGGGUCCAUUGAAGACCAUAUAAUAGAAUCUGAUACAACACAAAUUUGCUAGAAAGGUUGUUUAAAUAUUCAAAAUAUCAUAACAUGUUUUUUUUUUUGCGAUUUUGGAGAAAAAAACAAGAUUCUGAGAUUUUGGUCGGAAUACUUUUUUUGUGGCUUUAUGGGAAAAUAAUAUUUUGCGAAAAGAUUUUUUUCUUUAUCGUUUUGGCGGAAAAUUUAUAUUGUGGUUUUGGCCAAACCCUCGAUUAGGUGGAAAAAUUUAGUUUUAACGAUUUAAGCGAGAAACCUCGAUUUUGAAAUUUUAGUGGAAAAACUUGAUUUUGUGAUUUUGAUGGGAAAAAUUCAAUUUUUGCGGUAAAAUUCGAUUUUGUGAUUUUUGCGGAAACUCGAUUUUGUGAUUAUAGUCAUAAACUUGAUUUUGCGAUUUUGGCAGGAAAUCUUGAUUUUGUGAUUUUGCGAUUUUGGCAGAAAAACUUGAUUUUGUGAAUUUGGUAAAAUAAAAAAUAACUUUUAACUUAAGAUAAUUUUAAAAUCAACAUUUGAAGUAUGAGAAACGUAUCAAUAAAAUUUAUUAUGUAUAUAUCAUUAAUUAUAUUAUAUAGUUUACAUAUAAUUACCUCUAUAUUUUAAUUGAUCGGUUUUAUUCAUUUUUUGGUUUGAUCAUUCUAUAUACCGCGGUUUCUUAAAAAUGACAUCCAUUCGGUAUAUUCGGUACUACCAAAUCCAGACCACUUUCUCUAUUUCGUUUCUGUUUGGUUUUAAUUUGUUUGGUUUUAAUUACCAGAUUGAACACCCCUACUUGUCAUGCAUCUGAGAUAAGUCCCCAUGAAUUUCGUUUGUCCAUAUAUUUUAUAAAUUGAAUUAGUAACUGUAUGAUGUGUUUUACUAAUAAAUUUUAUUGAAUUAUAAUAGAUAGUAAUAAUUAAUAUUUGUUAUUUAUAGUAUAUUUAUUAAAAUGAUUAGCAUAUGAAAACAAUAAGACAUGCUAAUAACCAGUAUUGGUUUUAAUAGCACAUCUUAUUUAAAACGAAUAGUUAAUGCAAAAUAAAUAUACACUAAUAUUAUGUACUUUCAUUAACAAUAUAUUUUAAUGGUAAAGUAUAGAAGGAAAUUUUAAAAAAUUAAAUCAGUAAGUUUGGUUAUUAUUAGUCAUACUUUCCAUUUGGUAAUUUAUAGAUUUUGGACUAACAUAUUAAGUUUAUAUAAAAGUAAACGUAACCUCUAAAUUUAGGUCCAAGUUAAUUGUUUUGGAAAAAAAAAGCAAAAAAAUCUGUAAAUAUUGAACUUUGUCAAAAACAAAAUCUGUAAAUAUUGAUAAUGUGGAUGAAGUCAUCUACAACUUUUAAACCUGUUAGUUUAAAGUUUGACCAGUGACGUUCUAAGUAUCAACAUUUUCGCCACUAAUGUUAAAGUUAAAAAGGGGGCAAAUAGUAAUUAAUUCCUUCUAAAAAUAGUUAAUUUAGAUUAUUAAUUACCAGUUGGUAUAAUAUUGACUAGUGCUACAAAUAUCUCUCUACCAAGAUUAUCAUGAAAAACAUUCUCUCCAAGUUUCUUUCCCUCUAAAAGCAAAAGCUCAGUGAUAUCAGAAUCUCUUUUCUAUUCAAGAUCAAGGUUUGGUUCAAUGGAGAGGACAAGGUCGAAACGGGUUCAGAAUUUGCCUGAGACAGUCCAUUCAUUGAUCGGUUUAAGAUCUCAUUUGACUUCAUCUUGGGUUAAAUCUGUCAGCAACAUCGCCAAGAACGUCUCUUCUUCUUCUGAGAUAUCUUCAACGUCAAAGGAAGAGGACGAUUCUGCUUUCAUUGAAGAACAGAGCAUUAGAAAUCAACUCUCUACCCUAACAGUUCAAGUAAAUGAUCAGAACAAACGAAGAAGACAGAUUCUUAACGAGUUUUUGGACCUUAAAGGGAACAUUCGUGUGUUUUGUCGAGUCAAACCCUUAGACUCCAAAAACAUGAGAGCGCCGGUUGCUUCGGAUACAAGAAACGUUUUCAUCAAGUUAACAGAAAGCAAGAGGAAAACCUACAACUUCGACAGAGUUUUCCAACCUGAUUCAUCACAAGAUGAUGUCUUCUUAGAGAUUGAACCGGUAAUCAAAUCGGUUAUGGAUGGCUACAACGCUUGCAUUUUUGCAUAUGGACAAACUGGUACUGGAAAAACUUUUACAAUGGAGGGUCUUCCAGAAUCACCAGGUAUCGUUCCCCGAGCAAUCAAGGGAUUGUUCAAACAAGUCGAGGAAAGCAAUCAUAAGUUUGUAAUCAAGUUUAGUAUGCUUGAGAUUUACAUGGGGAAUCUCAGAGACUUGCUUGUCUCUCAAGGAACUAAACCCAUUGGUCCCAUACCUCCAAGUCUUCUUAUUCACACAAACCCAAAGGGAGAGAUAGGUAUAGAGAACUUAGUGACUCGUAAAGUGAAGGACUUUGAUGAAGUCUUCAAGUUAUACAAAUUAGGUUGUAGAAACAGAGCAACUGCCUUCACUAACUCUAACUCUGCAUCCAGCAGAUCACACUGUAUGAUCCGUGUAUCGAUUACUUGUGCUGGAGCUACUGAGAGACGGCGUGUAAGAAACAAGAUUUGGCUAGUUGAUCUUGGAGGAAGCGAGCGCGUGUUGAAAACUAAAGCAACUGGCCGCCGUUUUGAUGAAGGCAAAGCCAUUAAUCUCUCUUUAUCUGCUCUCGGAGAUGUCAUCAACUCUCUUCAACGCAAGAACGCUCACAUUCCUUACAGGAACAGCAAGCUCACACAAGUUCUGAAAGACUCUCUCGGGCAAGACUCUAAGACACUGAUGCUUGUUCAUAUCGGCCGGAAAGAAGAUGAUCUGUGUGAAACCAUAUGCUCUUUAGAUUUCGCAACGAGGGCAAAGAACGUUCAUUUAGGUCAGGAGGAAUCAAAGGAAAAACAAGAGAAAAAGGAGACUGUGAUGAUGAAUCUGCAGAAGACGUUGGAAACGAUCGAGAAAGAUCGCGAGGCAACGUUAAAAGAGAUCAGAUAUCUAAACGAGACAUUAGAGAAACUCUCUGGUAAGCCUCAUGUUACUGAAGAAGCAGAAGAAGUGGAUGAGAUAAGAGAAGAGAUUCAAGUUACUCCAAAAUUAAGGAGAAACAAAUCAAGACGUGCUUCAGAUGUUUUUUGUAGCUUCAUGAGACCAACAGCUAGCAGCAACCGAAGAUUAUCAGGUGCAGAUUUUAGCCCAAUCUCCAGUGGUCCAGGUUCCAAGUCAAGAAGGAACUCAAUGGCCCAUGUCCGAUCUGAGUCUGUGUGUCUUCCUAUGAUGAAGAACGUAUAUGAUUCUCUGUGUGACUCAUCAGAGAGGAGUGUUUCAAAGUCCACUUGCGCUAUGAGUCAGAAUAGAGCGGAUGAUGCGGCAACAGUUUAUAGUCAGGACAUAUCUGAAUGCGAUAUCAAGUUGGUCGUGUCUGAGCACAAGACAGAAGUGCAACAGACGGGGCAAGGAUCUGCGAGAAAAGCUUGUUCCAAGAUUGGUAUCUUUGAGAAAAAUGUCAACCGAAAAACAGAGUUUUCAAGAAUUAACAGUUGGCUUCGUUCGCAAUCCGAAAAUAGAAGUUGCGUGCUUGACAAGAAACCACGCAGACUAAACAAAAACAUAUCUUUGGGAAGGUCAUCUAACGGUGAUCAAACUUCGGAAGACAUAGAAGAGUCCAAGGCAGGGAUUAAACAUCCACUGUUGCUUAAAGAUGUGUUUGAGCUGGAGUAUAUGUGCUCUGCCGAAACAGAGGAUCAGAUACUGUCCAUAUACCCAAACCCUAACGAGGAAGACUAUGCAUCUCUUCAUCAUCUUCCAAGUUUCCGAUACGAUGGACUUAGCCAACACAUCGACGAUGCAUGGUUUGGAGUCGCUCGAAGCGCGAAUAGGGAGCAAGAUUCACAUGCCUCAGGAUUGCUAUUAGAACUCAAGCAGCCCUUACCUAAUUCUCAGAAAGGAUUGGCGUUUGUGGAGGAUGUAGCUCCACCAUUACUUAGGCCGCAAGGAAUCUUGGUCGAGAGAGGAAGAGGCGCUCAUACGUUUAUGCAAGAACUUGAGGCAUUAUGCUACCGUACACUUGUUGGAGUAGGGCUUAUUGAUGUGAGCUAUGGUAGUGACUUCUUCAACGGGUUAACGCAGUAAAGUUAUGUGUAAUGAUUUGAAGACAUGUCUUUUUUUUGGGGUAAUGGCAAAAGGUUUUUUGUCUUCUUAGAGAAAAAGAUUGUCUCCUUGUACUAGAGUAAGUUUAUAUUCAUAAAAAAAACUAUUAUGGAAUCAAUUGAAGCAUCAGCGGUAUUCAUGA
This is a messenger RNA of Brassica rapa (field mustard), 5890 nucleotides long. Its product is annotated as kinesin-like protein KIN-14T. Gene Ontology annotation, biological process: microtubule-based movement. Lineage: Eukaryota; Viridiplantae; Streptophyta; Magnoliopsida; Brassicales; Brassicaceae. Gene Ontology annotation, molecular function: microtubule binding; microtubule motor activity; ATP binding. The record is from RefSeq and is a predicted model, not a curated record. Gene Ontology annotation, cellular component: microtubule cytoskeleton.